GGUUUGGGUGUCUCCUAAUUGAGAAGAGUCAAAAUACUGAUUGCAAGUGAAUCCUCCUUAGUCAGUCUGUUGGAUGUUUCUGAGAACAUAAGAAGUCAUGGCAGAAAACGAUGCAAUGCCAACCUUACCAAAAAAGUGUGGCCCCUACAUUUCGUCUGUAACCAGUCGUGGCAUGAAUUUGGUAAUUCGUGGUAUAGUGCUGUUUUUUAUUGGCGUAUUUCUUGCGUUAGUGUUAAACUUGCUUCAGAUCCAGAGAAACGUUACUCUCUUCCCCCCUGAUGUGAUCACAAGCAUCUUCUCCUCAGCUUGGUGGGUCCCACCUUGCUGUGGGACAGCGUCAGCUGUGAUUGGGUUAUUGUACCCCUGCAUGGACAGACAUCUGGGAGAGCCACAUAAAUUUAAGAGAGAAUGGUCCAGUGUGAUGCGAUGUGUAGCAGUCUUUGUGGGAAUAAAUCAUGCCAGCGCUAAGGUGGAUUUUGCCAACAAUAUCCAGUUGUCUCUCACAUUAGCAGCCUUGUCAAUUGGACUGUGGUGGACGUUUGAUCGAUCACGAAGUGGCUUUGGUCUUGGAGUGGGAAUUGCUUUCCUGGCCACAUUGGUGUCACAACUUCUGGUCUACAAUGGAGUUUAUCAAUACACGUCUCCGGAUUUCCUUUAUGUUCGCUCCUGGUUGCCGUGUAUAUUUUUUGCUGGUGGAAUAACUAUGGGCAAUAUCGGCAGGCAGCUGGCAAUGUAUGAAUGCAAAGUCAUUGCAGAGAAGUCUCACGAGGACUGAGGAGAAACAGUGUGCACCUUUUAAACAGGAAAAUAUCUGACAAAUGACUGUUGGAGGAGCAUAAGGAACACUUGACUAUGAAAUUGCCAAAAUGCAAUUUUUUUUUCCCUUGAGUGGUAUACUUUACUGCAAUCUGUGAUUGCUGCUUCUAUAGAAACCUUGAUGUCUGAUUUUGAUUACUGUGAAGUCACAAUAGUAUGCAAUACCUUUGACAAUACUGGUUCAAUUAUAGGAUUCUUUUUUCCAAAUCUAAUCUUGUCUGUCCAUAACGUUGCAGUGCCAAACCGAACCUUUGCACUACGUUUCUGCAGCUGAAACUUCUGCUUCACUUUACUUUGAAAGUUUUGAGGAAUUUGUUCUUAAUAGCUCAGUGAAAGACAGGGAAUUCAGAUUUAGGAAUGAAGAUCAUCUCUUUCCUUGAUGAUAGCCCGUAAUAUCUUUAUGAAUUCAUGGAUUACAGGUGAGGUUUGAUGCAAUAAGUAACUGACUUCUGCCUAUUAA
This is a messenger RNA of Leptosomus discolor (cuckoo roller), 1276 nucleotides long. The record is from RefSeq and is a predicted model, not a curated record. NCBI's taxonomy places the organism in Eukaryota, Metazoa, Chordata, Aves, Leptosomiformes, Leptosomidae.